AUGGAUGCUUCACGUAACCAUUGGGCAAAGGCAUACUUGAAAGAUACUUUUUUUGCUGGAAUGACUACGAGUGGCCGAAGUGAGAGCAUCAAUGCAUUUUUUGAUGGAUAUAUCAACUCCAACACAAUGUUAAAUGACUUUGUUACCCAAUAUGAUAAAGCAAUUAAGUCUAGAAGAGAUGCAGAAGAAGAUGAAGAUUUUAAAACUAGAAAUACAAAAGCAAAUUUGGAGAGUGAUCAUCCAAUUGAAGCAAUAGCUGGAGAGCAUUACACAAGAAAACUAUUUGAAAGUUUUAAAAAAGAGUGGAGGGCUACCACACAAGAUUAUUUUCUUGAAAAGAUUUCAACAGACGAGCAUAAUAUUAGGUAUCGUGUGGGGUCUCCCAAAGUUAAUAAAGAGUUGUGGGCAAUUGUUUAUUACAAUUUGAUAGAAAGUUCCACUGCUUAUUGUUCUUGUGCAAAGUUUGAGACUAUGGGGAUUUUACGCAAACAUAUUUUGUACAUCUUCAAGAAGAAACAAAUGAUGGCCCUUCCUGGAAAGUAUAUUUUGGCUAGAUGGACCAUGAAUACAAGUUAUAAGGCUGAAAACCUUUUGUAUGUUCAUUCUGAAACAACUAGCAGUGAAAUGGAUGUUGCAAGAGAGAAGCAAAAUGAAUAA
Messenger RNA from Gastrolobium bilobum, 657 nucleotides. RefSeq names its product protein FAR1-RELATED SEQUENCE 5-like. The transcript has 2 exons. Gene Ontology annotation, biological process: regulation of DNA-templated transcription. NCBI's taxonomy places the organism in Eukaryota, Viridiplantae, Streptophyta, Magnoliopsida, Fabales, Fabaceae. The coding region runs from base 1 to 657 and encodes 218 amino acids. The record is from RefSeq and is a predicted model, not a curated record.